ACACUUGUUUUAGUCGUAUACUCGUGUUGAGUGUAAUCAAGUCCGAGUCAAAAAUGGCUUCCUACGAGAAAUCUGCUGCAGACCAUCGCAGAAAGUGGGACCGCGAAGAAUAUGAGAGACUUGCGAGUGAAAGGCUCAAAGCUGAACAGCUGUGUCAGCUGGACAAAAAUCUGAAGGAACCACCAGUAAAACGAGCAUUACUGCAGCCCCGUGACUACAGGGUCGAUCUUGAAUCAAAGUUGGGUAAAUCUAUGGUUAUAACCAAGACAACGCCAGCAUCUCAGCAAGGAGGAUAUUAUUGCAAUGUCUGUGAUUGUGUUGUCAAAGAUUCUAUUAACUUCUUGGAUCAUAUUAAUGGGAAAAAGCAUCAAAGGAAUUUAGGAAUGUCAAUGAGAGUUGAACGGUCAUCACUGGAUCAGGUGAAAAAGAGAUUUGAAAUGAAUAAAAGAAAGCAAGAAGAUAAGAAAAAAGAAUAUGAUUUUGAAGAGAGAAUGAAAGAAUUAAGAGAAGAAGAAGAAAAACAAAAAGCUUAUCGUCGAGAACGUAAAAGAGCUGGCAAAAAGAGAGCUGACGAAGAUUAUGAACCAGGAGAUCCUGACAUGGCAGCUGUGAUGGGAUUUUCAGGAUUUGGCACAGGGAAAAAAUAACAAUUCAUUCAUUGAAUAAAGAGACAUUUCGUACAGUUUUUUUUUUUUAAAAAAAAGGAAAAAGAAAACAAAAAUUCACAUCAUUUCACAACAAUUCAUCAGUCUUAAAGAAAUUUAACUGUAAUUGACUCUAGGGCACCUCAACCAUCCAGGAGGGUUGCAAUACAAACAGUAGCACAGAAUGUGGGAGUGGAGGGGCAUCCGAGUGUCCUGCCCAGGAUACAGCCUGGCCCUCUUGGAGUGUAAAGAAUUUAGGGCUGAAACACUUGUAUGAGUCUUCUCUGCAGACUUUCUGCUGUUUAACUCUCCCAAGAGGUUCUUCCUACCUAAUUAGAUUUCAGUAAAAUUUGCAGUUUCAAAAUUUCCAAGUGGUUGUAAAUGUAAACAUGUUGAACCUCACAUCACUCUUGGUCAAGCUGACUUAUGAUUAAAGUCAUUCCAGCCGUGUUCAACCAAUCUUUUUAAGGGUAUGUUGGAUAACAUUAUCCAAUGGGUGCUUAAUAAUUGGAGAUUAGUUUGUAUAUACUGUGAACAAUCAUUGUGAAAUUUAUAAAUAUUUUUUCAAUUCAGGAA
Messenger RNA from Octopus sinensis (East Asian common octopus), 1220 nucleotides. Its product is annotated as zinc finger matrin-type protein 2. Gene Ontology annotation, molecular function: zinc ion binding; nucleic acid binding. Bases 54 to 647 code for a protein of 197 amino acids. NCBI's taxonomy places the organism in Eukaryota, Metazoa, Mollusca, Cephalopoda, Octopoda, Octopodidae. Gene Ontology annotation, biological process: mRNA splicing, via spliceosome. The transcript is spliced from 6 exons. The record is from RefSeq and is a predicted model, not a curated record. Gene Ontology annotation, cellular component: U4/U6 x U5 tri-snRNP complex; spliceosomal complex.